Dermatophagoides pteronyssinus (European house dust mite) is the source of this 2664-nucleotide messenger RNA. Its product is annotated as protein-lysine N-methyltransferase SMYD4-like. The record is from RefSeq and is a predicted model, not a curated record. NCBI's taxonomy places the organism in Eukaryota, Metazoa, Arthropoda, Arachnida, Sarcoptiformes, Pyroglyphidae. Gene Ontology annotation, cellular component: cytoplasm; nucleus. Gene Ontology annotation, molecular function: histone deacetylase binding.
AUGUUGCGUUUUUUAUUCCAGCAUUGAAACCUCGUGGAUUUUUUUUUUUGUUUUGUAAAUAAUAUUCAUUUUCUUGUUAUUUAUAAUCGCGAUUUUCUUUAUGUUCAUUCUCUAAUUUUUUGUUUAAUUCUUUAAAAUGGAUUUUAUGAAUUUAAAUAUCAAUGAUAAUCAAAAAGAAGAUGAAUCCUGGAAACGAUUUGCAACAUUUGUAGAAACUUUGGUGGCUUUUCUCCAUCGUCAUGAUGAUACUAAAUCUGUGAUUGGUUGGAUUGAGGAAGAAAGAAAAACAAAUAGUGAAGAGGAAAUUUUGAAAAAAUUAGAUGCAAAUAAUGAAUUUCGUAAAGUAUUGUCCCAAUUUACUGAUUUAUGUUGUUCAAAUUUAAAUAUGGCCGAAGGGUUCAUUAAAGAUCACGAAAAAGCAGUCGAAAUUUUUGAAGAUUCAAAAGCUAAAAUAAAUGAACAAAAAUGGUCCGAUGCAUUACAUUUGAUAUCAAAAGCUAUUCGACUUUGUUCGCCAAAAAAAGAUGACAAUUUGCUUUUACAUCUUUAUGAUAAACGAUCAAUUGUGUUCUAUCAACUCAAACAAUAUCAUGAUUGUGUUUUGGACAUUCGUGAAAUACUUGCCCUAAAAAAUGAUGAAAAAAGUUCAUCGGUCAAAUUCUAUUUACGAAUGGCUCAAGCGGCCGUUAAUUUAGAUAAUCAAUGGGAUGAUUUAGAAUUAUUGUCCAACGUUAUAAAUGAUUGUCAAUCAAUCCUGGCCGUUCUCAAUGAAAAAGAACGUGCACAAAUGGAAAAAAUGCUAACAUUGAUGGAUUCAAUUUUAAGUAAAAAACGCGAAGAAUCGUCACACGAAUCAAAUGACAAUGGAGAAAAAAAAUCUAUAAAUUUGGAGAAUCUAAAAAUUUCUAACCCUCAUCCGAUGAUCAAUGGUGCAUCAGACAAACUUAGAUUAACUUGGAUAAAUGCUCAAACAAAUCGGGGUUAUUCAGCUCAAGAUAUUAUAGAUGAAGGUGAAUUAAUAUUUAUGGAAAAUUCAUUUGUUUGUAAUUUUUUGGCCGAUAUAAAUGAUUCCUAUUGUGCCAAUUGUUUACAACGUCUUUGUGAUCCUGUAUUCAACGAUUCAGUAAUCAAUGAUAAUGAUGAAGAUGAUGAUGAUGUGAUUGAAGAAAAAUCUGAAGAAUAUAUGAAAGAAUAUAGUCAUUUUGUUCCGUGUCCAUCAUGUAGUAAAUUUAUUUUCUGUUCACGAAACUGUCAACUGAAAGCAUAUAAAACAUUUCAUCAACAUGAAUGUCUUAAUUCAUUGUUACCGUUGGAAGAAGUACUUGGUAUUGUCUAUCUGAUCAUACGAUUAAUAUGUCGAACAUAUGAUUCAUUUGUUGAAUUGGCUAUCAAAAAUUCAAAUUUUAUUAUAGAUGAAGAAAAUUUCGAACAAUCAUUAGAUGGUGAUUAUAAAUCUGUUGUUCGACUUAUGUCUCAUGAUGAUAAACACGAUGAAAAUUCAAAAAUUUCUUUUAUAUUAACAGCUUUCUUUCUACAAGAUGUAUUGGAACGAUACAGCAUGUUUGAUUUAAGUAAAAAAUCAAACAAAAAUCGUAUUUUCUUUUUAAAAUUGUUUAUUCAUCAUUUACAACAAUUAUCAACAAAUUUAAUUACGAUUUUUGAUCAGAAUUUAGAUCCAGAAUGUAUAGAAAAUUGUACGGAAUCACCCAUUGCUAUUGGUCUUUAUCCAAAUCUAGCAUUAUUUAAUCAUAGUUGUGAUCCAGAUGUUGUACCAUUAUAUAAAGGAACGCAAUUAUUUUUCAAAACAAUACGAAAAAUUCCCAAAAAUAAUGAAAUUUUUUUCUCGUAUGGUCCGACGUUUAAGACAAAAUGUUAUUAUCAACGUCAAAAAUUACUGAAUGAACAAUAUUUUUUUACUUGUCGUUGUUUGGCUUGUAUUGAUAAACGUGAAAAUUAUGAUGGUGCUAUGCUUUGUCCAACUUGUUACGGUCCUUCAUUCAUUGAUUCUAUAGAAAAAUCUGAGGAAAAAAAAUAUUUUAUGAUUUGUCACAAUGGCCAUCGUACUGAAGAUAUUGAACCAAUCAAACAGGAAGUUUUGCGUGGUAUACAAUAUCAGAAAGCUGGCUUAUAUUUUUAUAAUUUAGCUUCUGAAAGAAAUGAUGAUGAUGAUUAUGUUGCAGCAAUUACAUCAUUCUAUAAAGCUGAUGUAAUUUUUACAAACACAUUGUUUUGUUUGAAUGUAUUAUGGCUAACAUUGAAAAGACAAAUGAUCGAUUGUUAUGUAAAAAUGGGCCAUUAUGAUCGUGCUGUUAUAUAUUGUAAGCAGUUAAUUUCCAGCUAUUAUAAAAAUUCAAAUCAAUCGGAUCAAUUGCCUUUUCUUGUUCUAGAAAAAGUUCGUUUGAUUAAAAUUUUACGUUUAUUGAUUGAAGAAACUGUUGAUUCUCAAGAAUUUGGACGUUUAGGUCAUGAACUUAAAGGUCUUGCUGAUUAUUGUCUAUCUCAUAGUGAAUUUAUUAAUCCAAAUGAUUUACAAAUACUUCGUGAACAACAAUCGGCAAAAAUUUAAAACAAUAUUUUUUUCAUUAUGUUUGCUAUAUUCUAUAUAUUCUAUUAUUCUAAAAUAUUACUUUUUGUUUUUGUUUGCAUGAUCUGUCAAAAGAUGGC